This is a messenger RNA of Spirodela intermedia, 5153 nucleotides long. The record is from the annotation of a GenBank genome assembly. NCBI's taxonomy places the organism in Eukaryota, Viridiplantae, Streptophyta, Magnoliopsida, Alismatales, Araceae.
AUGGCGAACAAGCUCAUCAGCCAGAUUGGUCUUCCCAAGUCCAUCGCCAACAUCUUCGCCGCCCGCAGCAUCUUGACAGCGAAGGUAAUCAAACACCGGGUGUUUUGUUGAGUGGAAGGGGAAAUCGAUCUUGAAUGCAUUAUCACAUUCUUCAUCCUGUCCAGGAUGCUCUCUCGCUGACGGAGUUUGAGUUAAUGGCUCUGCUGGACAUCGACCUCGACCAAGUGAAGUCUGCGGUCUCCCAUAUCAGUGCAAUAAUUUGUCCUCCACCGCAAACUGUACGUCUCUCUUCCAGCUGUCUCGUCCAUUUAUGCAGUGUGGCAUCGUCAGUUCAGCUCUCUAGCCUACUUCUAGAUGAAUCUUCUUUCUCGGUUGCAUUCCAAGGCACUGUCGCUCAUGGAGGAACGAAUGCAAAAUGAGUUCUCCUCAGGACAUUUUCCCACUCUUCUGAAAGGUCUCGACGAUGCAUUAUGCGGAGGUAUACCAUUUGGAAGCCUGACGGAGUUGGUGGGUCCGGCAGGAAUCGGGAAGACACAGGUAAGGAGUUUUCCGUUUCAUCCUCUCCUGCAGACUAUCAUCAAUCUUCUCAACCUAUCGAUCCCGCUGCAGUUUUGUCUUAAGCUAUCCUGUUUGGCGGCCUUGCCAGCUUGCUUCGGUGGCUUAGAUGGUCGUGUAGUGUACAUAGAUACUGAAUCGAAAUUCAGUUCACAGAGGUAUCUUGAUUCACUACAAGAGUUAAUUCUGUUUUAAAGAUUUUCUGCCCUGCGAAUUAAUAUAGGAACACUUUCACAGGAUGAUCGAGAUUGGAAUUAACAGUUUCCCACAGAUUCUUCAAGCAAAUGGAGUUCUGAAAGAGGUUUGCAAAAUCACCCUGAAAUCUCACGGACUGUUUGCGUUUUUCGGAAUCGUUUCUUGUCACAGGAAUUCAUCUGCCAAAAUGCUGCUUGUUUUAGGCUCAUCAAUUGCUAUUUUGACUUGAUGGGAUGUCUCUCUUAACUUAAAUGAACAAUACCGAAGAACUCUUUUCUCCCUGACCUAUUUGAAACUAUUUAUCUUUCUGCAGAUGGCUGGUAGGAUAGAAGUCAUGCGGCCUUCAUCACUGAGUGAAUUCAUGGAGAGGUAUAAACUCUGCAGUUAACCAAGUUCUUGUGAAUGGUGUUCUGUUUUUGUUGGAUAAAUCCAAAUGUUGUAUGUCAUGCAAGUAAAGUGGCUACAAUAGGCCAUUAUUUUCUUUUGUUUGAAACACCUAAAAAUUGUAGGAUACCUUUUGUGGCUUCACAUAGGCCUUGAUUUUGUUGUUCUUAUAUUACUUAGAUCGAUAAAUGGGUGUAUAGGUUUUCAUACAUGUGCUUAAAAAAUAAUCCGACCCAUUUAAGUAAAUACGAGUUGAUUCCACGCAAUAUCAUCUUCAAAGUUCCAUUGUCAUCUUCAAUUUAUCCUGUGCAGCAUCGAUAUUUUGUUGUUUGUGGAUACAUUUUUUUUGUCCUAGAACUGAUGCACCGUUUUUCUCAUGCGAACUCAAAUUUACCUGCUAUAUGCAGUUCCUAUUUUAUUGUUUUUUAUUUAUUUAUUCGCACCUAAUAACAGUAAGAGGUCGUUGCUGAUGUGAUUUCUUCAGUUUGCAGAAAAUCAGGCUGCCACUUAUCCGGCAUGAAAUAAAAUUGCUCAUUGUCGACAGCAUAGCUGCCCUUUUCUCUGGGUGAGUUUACUUUCUCUUCGAAAUCAUCAGUUCCUGCUAGCAUCAUGCAAAUACAUAAUAUUUAGGGUUAAUCAGGUCUAGGCACACGUAAGCCAUUGGACUUAGGGACGAGACUCCCAUCUUUUCACUGUCAAGGGGGAGAGAGACCAGGCAGUGAGGGGCAUGUGAUAGAGCAGUUGAUGCCGACGGGUGGUGAUAGGUAGAGAUGCCUACUGACCCCCCAAUGGGCGUGGGAGAGGGAUGGCGUCAUGGGCUGGUGUGAGAACAGAUGGAGAGGCUCGGCAGCAAUUGAGAAGAUGGGGUGAGAGUGGGAUGGCAGUGGAGGCAGGAGGGUACAGCAGGAGAGACAUGAUGACGCUUGAGAAGUGGCAUUAGGGAUACAGGGAGACCUCAUUAAAGAUUCAUUAUGAAUUGUUAGUUUUUUGGAAAAUGUUUUAUUUAAUUAUAAUUAUAUUAUUUAUCGGAGUGUAGUGAAAGGUUCCAGAGGGACAGGUUCUGAAUUUAUGGGUACUAUACGAAGAUCUGCAGAACCAUGCAAAAAUAAGAGGGAUUAUUCCUAAAUCCAGUAUUUUGUGAGGACAUAAACCUAUCAGUCCUAAUUUUUAAUAACACAUGGUAUGCUUUUCAAAAAAGACGCACUUUAUUUGUAUCUCUUUAUUUCUGUUGCUGAGUUUUCAUCUAGCUCUAAACUUUUUUUUCCCUUCAAGACCAUGGGGAGGAUAAAGCACCCAUAUUCCAUUGUACCCAUUACGGUGCAUGAUUGAUGGCCAGGCUCGUAGUUAGUAUGUAUACCCACACGUAUAAUUUGCAAGCUCUUAAACAUACUCACUUCCACCAGAUGCUACUAUAGAAUUGUUUAGAUUUAGGCAGUACCGUGAGUGGUUGUGCCAGAUUUUCUAGAUAUUAUUUAUUUUCCUUCCAUGAAUAUUUUGGUUUCUGCAUGUAAUGCACAUGAUCUUAGUUUGUUAAGAGUUGCAGGGAAAACAAUAAAGGCAUACGAGGUCGUCAGCAACAUUCAUUGGGAUGGCCUCUUUCAUAUCUCAAGUAAGUAUACUUACCAUCAAUUUCUUGUUGGGAAGGCCAGCUGAAUAGCUGGGUAUAUCUUUAUCCUCAUGUCACUCUGUAAUAGUGUUUUAACUGCAUUUCCAAACAUCUAUAGAUCAGUUGCUGAACUUUCGCGGACACCUAUUAUUGUGACAAACCAAGUUCGAGGCCAGAGCCACAAUGAAUCCAUUCAAUAUCCAUUCCAAGGUAUGGCACUUAUUUCAAAAAUGUAUUUGACAGAGAGACUGACUGAGAAUGUUCUCUGCAGGUCCAAGGACUGACCCCAUUAAAAAUUCUGAGGUCCUUGAGUCUCAUCUAGUCCCUGCUUUGGGAAUUCAAUGGGCUCACUCUGUAACAAUCCGUCUCAUUUUUGAGGGUCAUUCAGGUCAGCUUUGACUCAACAUAUCAAACUUUAUCUAAAAUUUUGCCUGCAUAGACCAAUUGUUCAGGUUUGGUUUCACAUCUUAUUGAAAAAGCAACCCCGUUUAAACUUUUGAUCGAGUUGGCCAAAGAUUUUGGCCAAGUCAAUUAAAAUCCUUUAUUAUCUCCCGUACCCUGUUCAUUUGAUGUCUUCAAUGAAGAUAUGUAUAAUAUUUUCUCAUAAUUGAAAAAAGUUUGCAUGGAGUGCGUCACGGCAGCUGAUCCAUAUCAAGAUACGUGGUAAAGUAGUCUUCUUUGUGGUAUACAAUCAGGUGCAUGCGUGGACUAAUUUAGUGCCACAAAUCUGAUGUUGUCUUUCAAUGUGACUCGUAUAGUUAUGUGACAUGUGACGGGCGACUUUUUGUUUGUCUUUUUAUUCCUUUGUAAAAUAGUGAAUAGGUAAAUGCGUGGCUUGGUGUUAGGUGUCCUGUAAUUGGCUAAGUGAGCUCCUAACUAUAUAGGCAUAGAUGGGUCUCUUUGAAUACUUUCUAUUGCAUAGGUCAGCGAGCCUCAGCAGUCUUGACUUGUGUAGCUGGCAGGUAGGUAGCUGGGGUUAUCCAUCUGAAAAAUCACAUAUUUUUGUGGAUAAAUGAUGCACCUUCAUAACUAAGCUUCUUUCCCAUCCUUCCGAAGACAUGAAAAAAAGUCAAGAUGCAUGCAAGAAGCCCCGGGAAAAUUAUAAUUCUGACUUUCUUUUUUUUCUUUUUUUUCUUUUUUUUCCCUUGAUAUGAAUGCGAUUUCAGAUCACCAGAGGUUUCUAAAGGUUGCCAAGUCCCCCUUGUCCCCUCCGGUGGUGUUCCCUUUUACUGUUGAUUCAUCUGGCAUUCGAUUACUGAGCGAUGACGGCGUUGUGGUGAUGGGCCCAGACAUAAACUUGAUCCGUUCUCAUGGUCUGUCCGGUGAGAUUCUUCCAUCAACGGGUUUCAUCUGUCCUUGUUCGGUAAUUGUUCACUUUAUUUUUAAAAUUCAGGCUACAGCAUCUUUUAUGGAAACGAUGUGACAACUCCCCAAGUAGUCAGCUAUACUUACUCCUUGUGAAAGGAAAUGAAAGCAACUUUAUCGGAUCCAGGUAAACAUAUAUUCUUAAUGCGGUGAGUAGAUGUAGCAAUCAAACUGCUCAUUUUUCUCCCCAACUAAUGACAGUUCAACCAUACUUUACAUCUCAUCUCUUUGUCUAGUGCUGAUCUGACACGUGAACCGAUUCCUGAAUUACCCACAUUAAAUGUGUAUAUUUAGGUGGACAACUUUUAAAAAUAAAAUUGUGAGAAAACCCCCCCUUUUUAUUAUUAUUGCCUGCCUUGUUUUCUUUAUAUUUGCAGUGCGGAUUGUACUACAGUUUCCAAAGAAAGUAAUUGGACUUUGUAGGUUCAGUGGCCCUGCCUGAAACGAACAUCCUUUUUCUUCUGAUCUAGGUUAAUUUUAUAUCCUUGCCUAGGAGAAAAUAGGAUACAAUCUGCUUACGUCCCUUGUCUUCAGCCCUUUCCCAUUUAGUAUCCUCCAGAUGUAGGGAACUGCUUCCUCCCAAGUCAACCGUCCCCGAAGCAGGCGCCGCCUGUCAGUUGGCGUAGGUGCUCUGUACGAUCGUCCUUCUUUCUUAAAAGAACCUGAUUUUUGGCCCUCUCUGAAGCUUAAGAGCCGCUGACGACGGCUCAGUGAUUAUGGCUACAAACUGUGUCCGCUCUCCAUUUACCCAUUAUUCAACUCUUCUAUGAGGCCCAACUACCCACCCGUAAGGAGUCGACAUCCGUUAGAUAACUGCUCCAUUAGGGUUUGGUUUAAGAUCCGAAGGGCUGACUGCGACGACUCUUUUUUCCCUUUUUCAGGUAAUCUGUGUCAUUAUUCUCAGAGAGCGAGAGAGAGAGAGAGAGAGAGAGAGAGAGAGAGAGAGAGGGGGGCCACCAUGGCAGCAACCUCCUCCAUUUGGCAUAAUGGUGACUGGGCUGGCCAGCCUGGUGGGCCAUGAGGGCUGGUUAAUGUCACGUCACAGUAG